AUGAAAUGCCUUGAAGGACCAGGCAAGCCCUGUAGCCCCCUGACUGCUGAGGAGGAGCUGGUGCCUACCUCCCAAAUGAAGAAGAAGAAAGAGAAUGAGGAGGAAGUGAGGAAGGAAGAUGGGGAUCAGGAUUGGGCCCCAGGCCAGGAGGAGGAAGAGAAUAACCUUGGGGAUCCAGCUAUGCUCAGUGCUGUCUACAAUAGCCAGAAAGGGCUUCUUGGCUCCUCUAGAAUCAAGGCCCCUGGUGUGCUGGGGAUGUCGUCUGCCUCCUUGCAUUUCCUAUGGCAGACCUUGGACUACCCAUUACCAAUCUCUUUCUAGCCUGCGCUUCCCAAUGCCAGCUCUCCAGCACGGCACUUCGGACCACGACUGCCUUCACCAGACCCAUCUCUCUUCUACAGCCCACCGACCUCGUGCUCUCUUAGGUUCAGUCACCUGACCCAGCUUCAUCCUUGGCACCAACGGAUCUUACAGCAGCAGCAGCACCAAAUGCUGAGUCCUCCUGCCAAGAAGCCUUGGUCUCAGCAGCCAGACCUCUAUACUAACCUCAUGACUGGAAAAGAGAAGGAUUGGGUGAUAAAAGUACAAAUGGUUCAACUGCAGAGUGAGACUCCAUGCUUGGAUGACUAUUACUAUCAGGAAUACUAUCAGAAGCUAGAGAAGAAGCAAGCAGAUGAAGAGCAACUUGGGCCAAGGAGCAGGGUUGAAUCUCUCAAGCUAGUAACUCCUUACAUUCAGAAGGCAGAGGCUUAUGAGUCAGUGGUUCGAUUUGAGGGUUCCCUGGGCCAGGUAGCCAUAUCGACAUGCUUUAGCCCUCGCCGAGCUAUAGAUGCUGUGCCCCAUGGCACACAAGAGCAGGAUACGGGGGCCACAAACAGUCAGAGGCUUUGGGUAUUAUAUCGGAUUGAGAAGAUGUUCCUUCAGUUACUAGAGAUCGAGAAGGGCCAGAAAGAUGGGUCUUCACAGCUCUGGUCCUCUGAGCAGCAGUGUGCCCAGGCUGAGAAACUCUUCCAAGCCUUGAUGACCCAGGAGCAGAAUAAUCUGGAGGAGACAGCAGAUGGUUUCCUGCAGGUGCUCUCUGUGAGGAAGGGGAAAGCCCUGGUGGCUCGGCUGCUCCCCUUCCUCCCGCAUGAUCAGGCGGUUAGCCUUCUUCUGUCAAUCACCCACAAUCUGCCCUUCCUGGUCCAGGGAGAUGUGGCAGACCAGGCCCUGCAAAUGUUAUUCAAACCUCUGGGCAAAUGUAUCAGUCACCUGACCUUCCAUGAACUCCUGCAAGGACUUCAGGGACUCAUGCUGCUAUCAACUACCUCAGAGAGGCGGGUCACUGUGGUGCUUCAGAAUCAGUUUGGAAUAUCUUUGCUCUAUGCCCUGCUGAGUCAUGGGGAGCAGCUGGCAUCUCUGGAUUCUUCCCUACAGGAACCUAACAGAGACCAUACAGCUUGGACAAACAUGGUGGUUUUGAUUGCCUGGGAGAUAGCUCAAACACCCACUUCCUCUCUGGCAGAACCCCUAGUCUUCCCCAGCAACCUUCUCUCCCUGUUCUGUCACCACGUGGACAAACAAUUGGUAGAACAGCUGGAAGCCAGGAUGGAGUAA
This is a messenger RNA of Chrysochloris asiatica (Cape golden mole), 1596 nucleotides long. RefSeq names its product protein associated with topoisomerase II homolog 2 (yeast) (gene PATL2). The transcript is spliced from 14 exons. The record is from RefSeq and is a predicted model, not a curated record. Gene Ontology annotation, cellular component: P-body. Gene Ontology annotation, molecular function: RNA binding. Lineage: Eukaryota; Metazoa; Chordata; Mammalia; Afrosoricida; Chrysochloridae. Gene Ontology annotation, biological process: deadenylation-dependent decapping of nuclear-transcribed mRNA; P-body assembly.